UCGAGCAGGCAAUGCCAUGUCACGGCUUCUUGGAGGAUAUGAUUUCAAAACAUUUAUAUAUCUAUUCAUUCUCCUCCCACUCUCCAUCUUCUUUAUCUAUUUGCAUGGUCAGAAGCUCACAUAUUUCUUGAGACCUCUUUGGCAAUCCCCUCCCAAACCAUUUAACAUCCUUCCCCAUUACUACCACCCCAACGCUUCCAUGGAGUUGCUCUGCACUCUUCACGGCUGGAAUAUCCGCCAUUCUCCUAGAAGAGUCUUCGACGCUGUCUUGUUCAGCAACGAGGUCGAUAUGCUGACCAUCCGUUGGAACGAGUUAAAUCCUUACAUUACGCAGUUUGUGCUUCUCGAAUCCAACUCCACUUUCACCGGUCUCUCAAAACCCUUGGCUUUCGCAGAUAACCGCCACAAGAGUUUCGAGUUCGUUGAGCCAACAAGGCUGUCUUAUGGGCACGUAGGAGGAGGAGGAAGAUGGAAGAAAGGCGAGAACCCGUUUCUGGAAGAAUCAUUCCAAAGGCUCGCACUGGACCAGCUUAUCAAACUCGCGGGUAUAAAAGAAGAUGAUCUUUUGAUCAUGUCCGAUGUUGACGAGAUCCCGAGUGGCCACACCAUCAAUCUGCUUAGAUGGUGCGACGGAUACCCACCGGUUCUUCACCUUCAGCUGAGAAACUACCUCUACUCAUAUGAGUACUAUCUCGACAGCAAAAGCUGGAGAGCCUCCGUUCAUCUCUACAAGCCUGGGAAAACAAGGUACGCUCAUUUCCGGCAAAGCAACAGUCUUUUGGCGGACUCAGGAUGGCAUUGCAGCUUCUGUUUCAGACACAUCAGAGAUUUUGUGUUCAAGAUGAAAGCCUACAGCCAUACUGACCGUGUUAGAUUCUCACAUUACCUCAACCCGAAACGAAUCCAAGAUGUGAUCUGCAAAGGAACUGAUCUUUUCGAUAUGUUUCCUGAAGAACACACUUUCAGAGAGAUCAUCGGAAAACUAGGUCCGAUACCGAGGUCCUACUCAGCUGUUCAUCUCCCUAGAUAUCUGAUCCAGAAUGCUGAUAGUUACAAGUAUUUGUUACCCGGGAACUGUGUAAGAGAAACUGCAUGAUAGUAAGCGCGGCUUUAUUGCUUUUGCUC
Messenger RNA from Brassica napus (rape), 1125 nucleotides. RefSeq lists its product as uncharacterized. Gene Ontology annotation, molecular function: beta-1,4-mannosylglycoprotein 4-beta-N-acetylglucosaminyltransferase activity. The record is from RefSeq and is a predicted model, not a curated record. Gene Ontology annotation, cellular component: membrane. Bases 17 to 1096 code for a protein of 359 amino acids. The transcript has a single exon. Lineage: Eukaryota; Viridiplantae; Streptophyta; Magnoliopsida; Brassicales; Brassicaceae. Gene Ontology annotation, biological process: protein N-linked glycosylation; N-acetylglucosamine metabolic process.